UUUAAAAUAACAUAAGGCAUUUAACCACUUAAACUGUUAAAUGAGAGGAACUUUUCAUUCAGAUAGUUUCAGCAGCUUUAUGUCAAAAAAUAUUUCAGCAUCCUCAAAAUAAUUGUUUCAGAAUCAAAUAGUGACAGUGUCUCUCCAGAGCCACCAUUGUGGAAACACUGUUUGACAGUCAUUCGGAGAAAAUGUAGAGACCAAAAUGCACUGCAGAUGGAAAUAUACUUUAGAAAGUAUACGUGUUACUACUAUUGGAGUCUUGGAGAAAUAGCACAGUGUCGUCUGCAAACAGAGAAUAUCUACAUCAGGUCAUGAUGGUUAAUUAUGAAUAUUGACAUUGUCAAUGCAGCUAAGAUGAAUUUUAUUCUACUGAUCUUGGGGUGAUGUUUGGGUGAAGUGAGACAACGAUGAAUGUUGUUUGAAAACAUUUUGAUGGCAUCACAACAAACAACAAAAUGUUUUAGAUUUUGUGAGGUUUAGAAGAUGUGUCACAGCUGAUUAUCACAGCUGGAGUCCAGAAACAUGGUAAGUCUAGCUUUGCAUAAAGACUGUAAACAGGGAAAUAAGGCCCGACUUUAUUCUAAAUACACAAACAAAUUUGUAGAGAUUAAUAUUGAUCUUGUCUUGUUACGCUCCGAAAGAAUGCAAAGUAUUCCUUGAAUUAAAAGUACAUGAUAAAAACAUGAGGGAGAAUGAGUUCAUACAACAGAGGAAUUAUAUAAUAAAAUUAGAAAUUAUUCUCCAGUCGAGUCUGUGACUUUUUCAAUAUCCAUGUGUUUCUGUGAACAGGUCGUUUCUGGCAGCCAAAGAUACUGAGAACAUCAACACCACCAACAACAGUAUUACGACUAACGCUACUGAUACUACAGAUACUACAGAUACUACUGAUACUACUGAUACUACUGAUACUACAGAUACUACAGAUACUACUGAUACUACUGAUACUACUGAUACUACAGAUACUACAGAUACUACUGAUAUUACAGAUACUACUGAUACCACUGAUACUACUGAUACUAUCAAUACUACUGAUACUACUGAUACUACUGAUAUUACAGAUACUACUGAUACCACUGAUACUACUGAUACUAUCAAUACUACUGAUACUACUACAACUACUAUGGCUUACACUACUGAUACUACUGAUACCACCGAUACCACUGAUACUAUCAACACUACUGAUACUACUACUACAACUAAGACUAGUGUAGCUGCUUGUAGCACUUCAGCCACCAGAGUGACUCCUGCUGCUCCAUCUGGUGAUCAAACAGAGGAGGAGGAAACAGGUAAACUACUGAAAGCAAACAGUGUUGUCAUGACAGCGACAGGUGCUGAGUCAGCAGAUGAGGAGGAGCCGGAGGAAGAAACCUCCGCUACAGAUGAGGAAGGAGAAGCUGAAGUCGAGUCUCAGCAGAAAUCUUCGACUCCGACCAGAGGCAGACCAGAUCCUCCCAGCAGUCUGGCCUUGUCAGGGUCACGACGAAGGAAGAAGAAAGUCCUAGUGGCUCCAGCUCUCAGUCUGUCUUUAGGUGAGUCGGCCGUCUCUGACGACUUCCCCUCGGCUUUUCUUUCACCCUCACCUGAAGACGAUGAUGACACAGGGCUCGACUUUGACUUGGAUGCCAUGGAAACGCCCUCCGACAGCGAAUCGCUGCCUUUCCCCAUCUAUGACUUGGACCUGGAAGAUGACCUGCGGCGUCUCGGCGUGGCGUCCUUCCGCCGCAGACGAUCCGGUCCCAGGUCCAGGUCUGACUCCCAGACCUGUUCAGUACCAGGGCUGGACCAAAGCGGCCUGGGAGCUCUGGAGAGGGAGGACAUGGUCGACAGUCAGGGUACCAGGUGGCGCUGUUUCUCCACGGGUGACCCUCCCCAGGAGAGCCGGGUCAACAUGAGCGUCCUGGAGCCGUUUCUCAGGGUGCUGUCCCACGGAGGUUACUAUGGAGAUGGUUUGAAUGACAUCAUCGUGUUUUCCUCCUGUUACCUGCCACAGAACAGUCUGGAGAAUUACCAGUAUGUGAUGGACAAUCUGUUCAGAUAUGUUGUAGGGACUCUGGAUCUGAUGGUUGCAGAAAACUAUGUGAUAGUGUAUCUCUGUGCUGGAGGUCAGAAAGACAAACUUCCAGGAAUCAGCUGGCUCAGAGAGUGUUACACCACCAUCCACAGGAGAUUGAGGAAGAACCUGAAGGGUUUCUACGUGGUUCAUCCCACCUGGUACAUCAAAGCCCUCAUCACCAUCAUCAAACCCUUCAUCAGCUCUAAGUUCAGCAGGAAGCUCCAGUUUGCCGACAGCCUUGAGGAUCUGUCUCAUUUCAUCCCCACUGAGCAUGUGCAGAUCCCCGACUGUGUCAGACAGUACGACCAGAACCUGUCCAGGUGAAACUGCUGGAGGAUUUUAUCCUUCAGAAACACACAAAUCACUAGGAGUUUUUUUCCUGUUAGAUUUUAUACAUGUAUCUACCUGCUCCUCUCCACAUCCAGCAGGUGGAGAUCCAGCGUCUUGCUCAGCGACAACUAGUCAGUGUUUAAGGAUUAACGCUGCUGUGUCAGUGAGCAGACUUCUGCAGAGCAGCAAACAAACAGAGCAACAACACAAACUCAGUGUUCUCAGUGCUGCGGCGUCUCUUCACCCACAGGUCAUCUUGAAAACAGUGUUACAGCUCUUCAAGUUUCAAACUGAAGUAAUCCUGCUCCCUGUAGCUCCAAAGUAAUGCAGAAAACACAUUUUUAUUCAUUUAAUUUAUAUACAUUUAAAAAUACACAUUUCUGUUUGCUUAAAACAUUAAAUUAAAAUAUUUCAGUUUUAUUUUCAAAUAAUUUGUCCAGGCGGGUUACAAUCUUGUUUUGACAAGUUAAAACCACAUUGGUGUCAGGUAUCAUAUCGUAGCAUUGUCUAACCUGUGAGAACAGGAUAGAAAUGUGCAUCUUUACAACUGAACAAGCUGUACAAACUUUAUUCUGCAGGUUCAUUCCUUUGUUUUUGGACACGUCAGUUUUCAUUUCACAUUUUUACACAUUACGUUCAACUCAUACAAAAGGUGAAAAGUGUUUUUUCCUGUUGGAUAAAUGAAUAGCGUAGAAGAUUUUGAAUCAGGACUCUUUUAACCGAAGUUUUAGAAGCCGGUGAAGGUUUUUUUUCACGCUGCACUUUCAGUAUUUUCAGCAGGAGUUGAAGCAGCAGCCCUGCUGGGGUUAGUGCCUUGCUUCAGAACUGUUGAAUUAAGAAUUGUUUGUUAAUGUUUUUGGUGCUGAAUAAAAUCACGAUGGUUCAUUAUUUUGAUCUUUAUCUGGUGACUUGUGUUUUCUGUGUGAAACGACUUCAUGUCAGUCACACUUAGAUUGAUUGUUUCCAGUUCCUCCUUCAGGGUUGAAAGUCUCACUUCUUACUGAGAAACACUUGACACAGCAAAAAUGCUGAAGUAAGGAAUGGAGUUUGGUUUCCAUGGAGACGUGAUCUUACAUGACCUUUAAACCGACUGAGGAGAAAGGUAAACAGACCUGUCUCAUGAACAGGUGAUAGGUGGCUGGGUGUUGAAAGGUGCCUCCAGUGCCAGGCGCAGGAAACUCAGUCAGUCGUGUGAAUGUGAGGGAUGCUGCCCAGCAGGUCCAGUGGUCCACAGCAGGACCGCAACAAAAACAUCCUGUCAGGUCUCAUUUCUGUCCAGGUGUGUACAGGGAAGGAGAUGGACCAGGAACCAAAAGGGAGAUCGUGGUCACAAAUUUAAAUGAAAGUACAUAUGAUGAUAAAUAAAGUAAACGAACAAAAGAGUCGAGGUGCUGUGGAAAAGCGUCUGUGGGUUUUUGUUUAUAGGCCCGGUGUGCCCAGCUAUAAAGCCACUCACCUGAGGGAGCUUCCCUCUCCCCGGCAGACCAGAUGACAACUGUGGCCUUUCUUUUGUUUAUUAAUAUUUUCUUGUCUAUUUGGUCGAGCUGAAUCUUCUUUUUGUAAACGAAUGACUUGUCUUUAGCUGCUAACUUGUGUUGUCUCCCUUUCUUCUCACAGUUGUUGAGUCUGUAAACCACGGACUGAGACUCACAGAUUACAGCACACACACUUACUGCCUCCAUCAUAGUACACACUAAGAUGGCACUGCUGACGUUAGCCAGCCAAUGAGAGAUCAGAACAGACCAGUUACCUGUCUGGUCUGGGUACCUGUGAAGACAUUUAUUAUGUGUGUGUGAGAGGGAACACUGUGGUCUUUAUACAGAACAGGAAAGCAGCCGUGUUU
Seriola aureovittata is the source of this 4229-nucleotide messenger RNA. RefSeq names its product BCL2/adenovirus E1B 19 kDa protein-interacting protein 2-like. Gene Ontology annotation, biological process: apoptotic process. Gene Ontology annotation, cellular component: cytoplasm. Lineage: Eukaryota; Metazoa; Chordata; Actinopteri; Carangiformes; Carangidae. The record is from RefSeq and is a predicted model, not a curated record. The transcript has 12 exons. The coding region runs from base 1124 to 2380 and encodes 418 amino acids.